Marchantia polymorpha subsp. ruderalis is the source of this 3461-nucleotide messenger RNA. The record is from the annotation of a GenBank genome assembly. NCBI's taxonomy places the organism in Eukaryota, Viridiplantae, Streptophyta, Marchantiopsida, Marchantiales, Marchantiaceae.
AACAAUGUACCCGGUCGAUGCCGGGUGCCGCGCACAGUCUGCGCUUAGAUUUUUGGAGGGAGAUAGGCUGGUCUGGCGUUGACGCUGCCUACAUUGCAGAACUCGCCUGUGCUGGCCUCCUCUUCACCAACUGAAAUCAAACAGCAUCCAAAAUCUCAUUUUGCCUACAUGUCAGAACUCUUGCUGGCAUAAUCUUCAUUAACUGAAAUUGAACAGCACCCAAAAUUACAUGUAGGCUCGCCACGUAAUCGGCGCCUCAACGUCUCAGAUUUGAAAAUUCCAAGAAAACAGAGGUCUGUCUGACAGAGGGACAUCGAUAUGGACGAAUAUUCUACCAACCGAGGAAUCUGAGCUUCUGGCGCGUGCCACUGGCAGCAGAUUGACAUCACCAUUUCGACGUCGAUGGCAGAUAGAGGGCAAUUUGACACGAGACCUCUCUCGUUAUUGUUCGACCGAUGUGACCGAUGUGAAGCUCAGUCGGUGUUGAGUGUCAAUUACCGCAUGAUUACAGGAGAGCCUCUCUUCGGCCUUCCCUGACUGUACCUUUGAGAGGACAGUUAGGGAAAUUUGAUUCAUCUGACAACACGAGAUCUGACUGCAGCAAGUAUUCGACUUAACUGCGUCUUCAUCGUGAAAAAAAUUUGAGAUUAGAAUAGUGAAAGAAUGUCGUCGGUACAUUCGAUCAACUCGAAAAGGGAAUGGGGUUCCAUCGUAGUAGAGGAAAAUGAGGAUCGGAGUCCCCGAUCGAUUCCAGGUCAGUAAUCUUCUUCGUCGUCUCAAGGAGAUUCAUACGACAAAGACUGCGGGGUUGUUCGUUCUGGUGAUCACGUGUGGACGCAGGUCCGGCGUUAGACGAGAUCGCAUUAUGGUUUGGGUGUCGAGGCGUUCUUUCACAGCCCGCUGUUCUUGAUGGUGUGUACGCAGAGGAAAACCUUGAAUGACAUUGGACUAUCGGACAACCAGGACUUGCCAUGAGGCGGUCCCCUUGCCAGGGUUCGUACAACUUCGGGUCAUGUGGUUUGUCGAGGUCACGCUACAGAAGCCUGGAUGCUGCAGUACAACAUGAAUCGUUGUAGGAGGUAGGCGAUAGGCAACAACACGGAAUGAGCGGAUUUGAAAAUCAUAUUCCAAUGUCAUGAUUUUCCGCCGGCGAGAUCCGAAAUUGUAGGAACGGAAGAGAACUCGUGUGAUCUGAAGGGUUCGUGAGGCUUUGGAGUUGGGGUUUAAGCUUGCAAAAUUUCUGUGGAAAAGGGGAUGAUCAAACAGCAGACGGUUACGAGGUGUCGAAGUCAGAAAACAACAUUGCAAGCAAGAGCUCGAUGGGGGUGGGGACCCACGUCGCCAUGUGUAACUGCUCGAAAUUACGGCCACGGACAGCCGUGGAGGAUGGGAGGUAGCCCAAGCCCCGAGUCCUUUCUCCAGCCCAAGAAAGCAAGCGUUUGGCAGGCAGCUCGAAAAACACGGUGUCCGGACUCCAGGGCUAUGCGGGACAAGGGAGUGCCAGCCGAAAUGGAAUGCGGGGACAUGCGCACCCUGAGUGGCAUCAAGUAUCGCCGAUGCACUAGCGCCAGUGCAACACCACGAGGCCCUAGCGUCAUCAAGAAGCCCACUCCCCGUGCCAGGUCGAGUGGAACGGUGGGUAUUGGAGGUCUCGGGGGAGGAGCAGGAGCAGGAGGUGAAGUGCGCGGAACGAACAAACAUAUACCGUCGCCAUGGACUCCGCCCGCCGAUCUCCAUCCCAACCCUUACUUUCAUCAGAGUCCCAGGAUUAAAGUGGCAAGCCGGUUGACAAUGGCUUCACGCGACAAGGAGUCGCUGCUCGAUGAGAUCAUUCAGUUGAAGAAGGAGUUAAUCCAGCAGGGCGAGAAGUUGCGAAUGAAAAACGCUCGUAGCUCUGCCGUUGAGCAUCGCAAUCGGAAGCUGGAAAUGGAUGUAUGUGCGUUGGAAACCACACUGAAUGUUGAUGCCCCCAGGACUGGUAGCCCCCAUCGAUUAAGGGCCAAGCUUCAAAGCCUCCAAUUGACUGUUGAACAGCUUCAAGACACCUGCGACGCUCAGCGUGAGGAGUUGCAACGUCUACGUUGUGACAUCCGAGCCACGCGCACGCGAGAGGUGGAGGUUGAGAGAGAUGUCUUCGCCAAUGAGGUUAAAAGGCUUCAGAAAGCCAUCAAGCGAUUGCAGACAAUACAGAACAGAAUCAGCUGCGAAAAUCGUGAUCUUGGCCGGUUCAAGACCAAGUGUCAAAAAUUGGAAAUUGUCAAUCAGCGUCUUGAGAGUUGCAUCACGGCUAAAUCUAUCAAACCCCAGGCUCAACCUCAGAACUUCACUGGGCCCAUAAGGCACAACAUGGUCCACUUCGACCACUCCCACACUCCUCGUCGUGAUCGAUCACGACUUGGCAGCCGACAGGGCCCGAGGCCCACUACUUAAUGGAACUGACAACGCAAUGAGCUGCAUAUCCUGCGGUGUCUUCCUGUGCCUAGGUGCUGCAAGCGCACCAGCAGUGACAAUUGGAGAAGAAUUCUUCCGGGAUGCAGCACUUAAGAAAGUCCAAGAUUUCAGCUACCAUCUGAGGGACCCAAAUGGAUAUCUCAUCCGUUCAGGUUGACUAUGUGUAUAAGGCCCAGCGCCGUUGAUGAUAGAUCAACGUGGUGUGCAAGAAAGUACGUCUAAAGGCACCAGGAGGAAAGGAUGGGCUAGCAGGUACGAUGCAGUAAUCUGGAGCUUUUGACAUGAAGCGGUUGGUCAGGUCUAGGAUCACCACUAAAUGCUUUCAAAUCGAAAUCCGGGUCAGUGUGCUUUAAAUCAAUAGCAGCGGCAAGAUCCUGAUGUAUGCCACGACGAAUAAGAUGAUCUUCAACGAGUAUUGAGAUGAAGAUUUUUAUCCAGAAGCUAAACCGUAUAUGGAACUGGCUCAUUCCAAACAGAAAUAUUCCUGUUGGUAGUAAUUGCUACGUCUUCGAAUUCAGUAGCUUUUACCAAUAAUAACCAGCGCAUUGGAAAUGAAACAUUGAUGUUGCGGAUUACAUCAAUGUUUCAAUUCCGUGGAAUGACAAACUUUUGCACGGAAAUCCAUCUAUAACAACUGUCACAUUCUGUACAUCUAUGACAAGUGCGAAAAAUAUGAUACAUCAAAUAACGAAUCAUUUGGAAGUUAGAUACCUAAAUGAGGCAAUGAGAUAAUAAUUUGAUUGCACUUUCGGGAUGAUUCUCUAAAUGUGUAAAGAUAGUAAUAGAGAGAUGGAAGCGGAUGGAUUUGAGACAAAAUGUUCUUUAUCAAAGAUGAACAGUUGAAAAGUUUAGCAAGAAGAUUGUUCGCAGAGUAUGUUAUCAUAUUGUGUCAAUUUAGAAUGGUUUCUUACAAGACAUUUCGUUAAUAACAUUUUUUGGAAAAAAAUUAUCUUUUAUUUAUUUUCACGAAAUUAUGUUCUCAUGAUUGAAAAAAAUGUCAAUAUUGCAUG